ACGGACCUUUAUGAGCAAAAUCUAUUUGGUUUGACUUCAGGAUUGCUUUCGCAUUGCCUCAACAGGUGAAAACUUCAAACACUACCAGUCGAGAAAACUGAAACUCAAGCUAGAACAGACCUUCGGCAUCGCUUCUUCCACGUUGGAGAAGUAACCUGCAAACAGAAUUGAAUCAAAUACAGAAAACCAUGGCACGGAAUUUAUUGUUCUUGAGUGUUGUGCUGCUUGGUUUCGUCACAAGUAUUGUAGCCUAUCAAAACAGUCAGUGGGUCACUCGAAAGCCGCAGAAACCAGCACUUCCUCCCAAGAAGCCAGAAAUUUCAGGCCACCGUAGGUGUCCUCCAGUGCGCUGUCUGAGUGCUCCAAACGAUGAAGUAUGCUGCGUCAUAAAACAUGCUAAAUGCAACUGCCACUGUGUUAAGAGCCAAAGUCAGUGCUCAGCCGAAUCAACUCAACUUUGUGGACUGCAACAUAUACCCAUUUGCUCUAACAAGUAUGGUAAUACGACAUGCCAUUGUGCGACUCGAGGGCAGGGCAAGCCACCACAGUCUCCCGUGAAGCCGCAAACUUCAGUGCCGCCAGUUCAAGGACAUCCGCUGCAAAAUCGACCACCAAGUACUCCUUCCGGAGGGCCAGCAGGAGCAAUGAGUUCACAGGUGGGAACCAGUCGUCCAUCGUGCUCCUUGCCGCCAGCUCCAUGCGACGUCAAGAUAAGCAAAUUGUGCUGUCUGGUGGUGUACCCUGAGUGCCACUGCAAGUGCGUGUCUCAUGAUAAAACCUGCUUAGCGUCCUGGGAAGGUAAAUGUCAACUACCACGUGUCAUCGACUGUGACAAGACAGCUGGGCAGCGAGUGUGCCGCUGCGCAGUUCAACGACCACAAGUGGAAGGCUUGCCACCGACCACUAGUUCGGGAGGACAAAGAGGAACAGAGAUUUCAGCGGGAGGAAUAAGUGGUAGUUCGUGUUCCUUGCCGUCAACUCCAUGCGACGUCAGGACUACCAAGUUGUGCUGCCUGGUGAUGUACCCUGAGUGCCUGUGCAAGUGUGUGCCACAUCAGACAGGGUGCUCAAUGUCGUGGGGAGAGAAGUGCAAAGCGCCACGCAUUAUGGAUUGCGACAAGGAUGCUGGGCAACGAGUGUGUCGUUGUGCAUCAUCGCCCUCCGGAUGACUGGUUGAUAGGGAACGUCCUUGCUGGGCACAGGGCUGGUGCUGCACACAAUCACUCAAAAUAAACUCUUAAUUUGCAAAUGAA
This is a messenger RNA of Dermacentor albipictus, 1253 nucleotides long. The record is from RefSeq and is a predicted model, not a curated record. NCBI's taxonomy places the organism in Eukaryota, Metazoa, Arthropoda, Arachnida, Ixodida, Ixodidae.